AUGCAGAUAAUAUACCCCAGGUCCCAAACUACUCUCGUUCAGUUUGGUUUGAAUGAAGAGACGUUUACUGUGCCUGAGUUGGAAAUACCAACUCAAAUUUAUCGGAGCAAAAAACAGGAUGGCUCCGACGCAUAUCAUUCAAGCAACAAGGAUAAUACGGCCGAGUUAGUCAAUCCAAUCCAAAAUGGCAGAAUAAUAGAUAUAAAUGCUUUCACACAAUUUUUAAGACUAAUAUACGUAUCUAUUUUGUCUGAUAGAGCUAGUAAAAAUCAAGAUGCUUUUGAAGCUGAGCUAUCCAAUAUUCCUCUCCUACUGAUCACGCACCAUUCUUGGUCACAAUCUGAUCUAGAGAGGAUUACUCAAUACGUAUUUGAAAGUCUUGAGAUAAACAACCUGAUUCAAUUGCCUGCGUCUUUGGCGGCUACUUAUUCCAUGAUUUCGUUACAGAAUUGUUGUAUUAUUGAUGUUGGAACGUAUCAUACCGAUAUUAUUCCUAUUGUUGAUUAUGCGCAAUUAGAUCAUCUUGUUUCUUCAAUACCAAUUGGUGGUCAGUCUAUUAAUGAUUCUUUAAAAAAGUUACUGCCUCAAUGGGAUGAUGAUCAGAUAGAAUCACUGAAAAAGUCACCUAUUUUUGAGGUGCUGAGUGACGAUGCUAAAAAAUUAUCAAGUUUCGAUUUUGGAAACGAAAAUGAGGAUGAAGAUGAAGGAACUCUGAACGUUGCCGAGAUUAUCACGAGUGGACGUGAUACACGUGAAGUUUUAGAGGAAAGAGAACGUGGGCAAAAAGUCAGAAAUGUUAAAAAUAGCGAUUUGGAGUUCAAUACUUUUUGGGAUGAGAAGGGCAACGAAAUUAAAGUUGGCAAGCAAAGAUUUCAAGGCUGCAAUAACUUGAUUAAGAAUAUUUCUAAUCGUGUGGGGUUGACCUUAGAUAAUAUAGAUGACAUAAACAAAGCUAAAGCAGUUUGGGAGAACAUUAUUAUUGUCGGUGGCACGACGUCAAUUUCAGGGUUUAAAGAAGCUUUGUUGGGCCAAUUGUUGAAAGACCAUUUAAUUGUUGAGCCGGAGGAAGAAAAGUUAAAAAGAGAGGAGGAAGCUAAGUCUGUAUUACCUGCUGCAACAAAAAAGAAAAGCAAGUUCAUGACAAAUAACACUGCAUUUGUGCCAAGUAUAGAAUACGUACAGUGCCCUACGAUAAUUAAACUUGCCAAAUAUCCGGACUACUUUCCUGAGUGGAAGAAAAGUGGAUAUUCCGAGAUUAUAUUCUUAGGUGCUCAAAUUGUUUCCAAGCAAAUCUUCACUCAUCCAAAGGAUACGUUUUAUAUUACAAGAGAAAAAUACAAUAUGAAAGGUCCAGCUGCACUUUGGGACGUGCAGUUUUAG
Molecule: messenger RNA, 1380 nt
Organism: Saccharomyces mikatae IFO 1815
Lineage: Eukaryota; Fungi; Ascomycota; Saccharomycetes; Saccharomycetales; Saccharomycetaceae
Gene: ARP9
Product: Arp9p
Exons: 1
Coding region: 1-1380 (459 amino acids)
Source: RefSeq, a predicted model, not a curated record